Molecule: messenger RNA, 432 nt
Organism: Guillardia theta CCMP2712
Lineage: Eukaryota; Cryptophyceae; Pyrenomonadales; Geminigeraceae
Exons: 1
Coding region: 1-432 (143 amino acids)
Source: RefSeq, a predicted model, not a curated record
AUGCCCAGCGGGAAAGUUUGGAUAUCUCCUCAGCUAGUGUCCACCUCGGGUAAGAUUCCCACCUCAGCAAAUGAAUUCAAUUCAGAGCUUGUGAUCGCGAGCCAGCUGGUGGGUGAUAUCAGUGCAAGUCCCUUGACAGUCACCAAAGUUUGCUUGUAUGGCCAUGCUGUAAGCGCAAGGCAUGUUUGUGAAGCAAAGGUUGGCUUCCAGCCGGAAUACUGUAAAUCUCAGCUGGUCGAGCUAUUCAGCUGGUCGAGCCAUUCAGCUGAAGUGAAAGAUGGGAUUGACACAGCUACCUUGCGAGAAUCAGUCUUCCAGGCAAACAUCCUCGCGCUCGAAGACAGGCCAGCUAGGGUCUAUCCAUGCGCAAACUUGCCCGUGAUUGUGUCAUUAAGAAACAGACUUACUGACAUUGCUGAGCUGGUGAAUUGA